This is a messenger RNA of Psilocybe cubensis, 3531 nucleotides long. RefSeq lists its product as uncharacterized. The coding region runs from base 1 to 3531 and encodes 1176 amino acids. The transcript is spliced from 19 exons. Gene Ontology annotation, molecular function: ATP binding; ATP-dependent protein folding chaperone; phosphoenolpyruvate carboxykinase (ATP) activity. The record is from RefSeq and is a predicted model, not a curated record. NCBI's taxonomy places the organism in Eukaryota, Fungi, Basidiomycota, Agaricomycetes, Agaricales, Agrocybaceae. Gene Ontology annotation, cellular component: cytosol. Gene Ontology annotation, biological process: gluconeogenesis.
AUGGUUCUCCCCCACCACACCCCAUACGUGACCCCCCACAUCCUCCACAAGAACUAUGCCCAAUCACACGACAACGAGCAGUUCUCGACCCUCAUCGGCCAGGAUCUCGAGUACUUCUCACAGGCCGGUUUCGACAUGGAUCGUAUCCAGAUCAAACGCAACGCCCCCGUCGCUCUUCUUUACGAAGAUGCCAUCCGCAAUGAGGGUGCUAUCAUCUCCUCUUCCGGUGCCUUGAUCAACUUUUCCGGAAAGAAGACCGGUCGCAGUCCAAAGGACAAGCGUAUCGUUUUCGAGGACACCAGCAAGGAUGACAUCUGGUGGGGUUCAGUCAAUAUCAAGAUGGACGAGCAUACUUUUGAAAUUAAUCGAGAACGUGCCAUCGAUUAUCUUAAUACACGCGACAACGUGUAUGUUUUUGACGGAUUUGCUGGGUGGGAUCCCAAGUACCGUAUCAAGGUUCGCGUCAUUUGUGCCCGAGCCUACCAUGCUUUGUUCAUGCAUAACAUGCUCAUCCGCCCGACGGAAGAGCAACUUGCAAACUUUGGAGAACCUGAUUUCAUCAUUUACAACGCCGGCCAGUUCCCGGCUAACCGUUUCACAAAAGGCAUGAGCUCCACAACCUCUGUGGAAAUCAACUUCAAACGUAUGGAAAUGGUCAUCCUCGGUACUGAAUAUGCCGGUGAAAUGAAAAAGGGUGUCUUCUCUGUUAUGCACUAUCUGCAACCAGUCAAGUUUGGUCAACUUUCUCUUCACUCUUCCGCCAAUGUUGGCAUUGAGAAAGGCGACGUCACUUUGUUCUUCGGUCUUUCUGGAACUGGAAAGACUACUCUUUCCGCUGAUCCUAAUCGUUUGCUUAUCGGUGAUGACGAACAUGUUUGGUCUGAUACUGGUGUCUUCAACAUUGAAGGUGGAUGCUACGCCAAAUGCAUCAACCUCUCUGCCGAAAAGGAACCCGACAUCUACAACGCCAUCAGAUACGGUAGCAUCCUCGAAAACGUCGUCUACAAUCCCCUUUCUCGCAUCCCCGAUUACGAUGACGUCAGCAUUACUGAAAACACCCGCUGCGCCUAUCCUAUCGAAUACAUUCCUAAUGCCCAGAUACCCUGUAUGGUUGACCGACAACCCACCAACAUCAUCAUGUUGACCUGCGAUGCAUUCGGUGUACUUCCUCCUGUUAGCCGACUCACCCCCGAGCAGGCCAGCUACCACUUCUUGGCCGGCUACACAUCGAAAACUCCAGGAACUGAAGAUGGUGUGCUUGAACCCAUUCCCACCUUCUCUACUUGCUACAGUGCUCCUUUCAUCGUCCUUCACCCCGGCCGUUAUGCUUCGAUGCUCGCCGAGCGUAUGGCGAAGCACAAAGUUGACUGCUGGCUUAUCAACACUGGCUGGACAGCUGGCAAAUUUGGCACAGGCAAGCGUUGCCCUCUUAAAUAUACCCGCCGCAUCGUCGACGCUGUGCACUCUGGUGAACUUGCUCAGGCUGAGUUUGAAAACUUUGGCACUUUCAACUUGUCAAUACCCACGUCUCUUGAGGGUGUCCCCCGAGAGCUCCUCAACCCAUCCAUCGCUUGGGCGGACAAGGAGGCCUUCCAGAAAGAGCUCAGAAAGCUUGCUGGCAUGUUCACCAAGGCCUUUGCGCUGUAUGAAAGCGAUGUCGACGAGAAGGCUAAAGAGCCUGCUGGAAAAUAUGGGACAGUCAUUGGAAUUGAUCUUGGUACAACUUAUUCAUGCGUUGGCGUUUAUAAGGGUGGACGAGUCGAAAUUAUAGCAAAUGAUCAAGGACAUAGAAUAACGCCAUCGUGGGUCAGCUUUAACGGCGACGAACGACUAAUCGGAGACAGUGCAAAGAACGCUUUCCACUCAAACCCCAAAAAUACGAUCUUUGAUGUUAAGCGGCUUAUUGGUCGAACAUGGGAUGAAAAAGAAGUUCAGCAAGACCUCAAGCACUUGCCCUUUACCGUUCAGAACAAGGACAACCGUCCCAUCAUCAAUGUCGAAUAUCAAGACAAAUUACGCCAGUUUACACCUGAAGAGAUCAGCGCCAUGAUUUUGACGAGAAUGAAAGAAACAGCGGAGGCAUAUCUUGGUCAUGGAGUCACGCACGCUGUUAUCACUGUUCCAGCGUAUUUCAACGACGCUCAGAGACAAGCGACCAAAGAUGCAGGCGAGAUCGCCGGUCUCAAGGUACUUCGCGUUCUUAACGAACCUACUGCGGCCGCUUUGGCGUACGGAUUGGACAAGAAGGGCGACGAAUCCAAAAUCAUUGUCUAUGAUCUCGGCGGUGGAACUUUUGAUGUCUCCCUCCUCUCCAUCGAAGAGGGUGUUUUCGAAGUUCUGGCAACCGCUGGAGACACUCACCUUGGAGGGGAAGACUUUGACAACCGCGUUAUCGACUACCUGGCCAAGUCGUACCAAAAGAAAACUGGGACCGACGUCACUAAAAAUCAACGCGCUAUGGGCAAAUUGAAGAAGGCCGUCGAAAACGCCAAACGAACAUUGUCUACGCAACAAAGCACCAAGAUCGAGAUUGAGAGCUUUGAGAACGGAAACGAUUUUUCGGACACUCUUACUCGAGCCAAAUUUGAAGAACUCAACAUGGAGCUUUUCAAAAAGACAAUGAAACCUGUUGAGAGGAUCCUGAAGGAUGCUGGCAUAAAGAAAAGCGACGUUGAUGAGAUUGUUCUCGUGGGCGGUUCCACCAGAAUCCCAAAAAUCCAACAACUACUUAAGGAUUACUUUGGCAAGGAGCCAUCGAAGGGUGUUAACCCUGACGAAGCCGUUGCGUAUGGGGCCGCUGUUCAAGCUGGCAUCUUGGGUGGCGUUGACGGGCCCUCCGAAGUCACACUCAUCGAUGUCAACUCCCUAACUCUUGGCAUUGAAACCACGGGAGGUGUCUUCACUCCCAUCAUCAAACGUAAUUCUGUCAUCCCCACCAAGAAAAGCCAAAUCUUUUCGACGGCCGCCGAUAACCAAAACACUGUUUCGAUCAAGGUGUACGAAGGAGAACGCGGACAGACCAAGUUCAAUCAUCUUCUUGGCGAAUUUGACCUGAACGGCAUUCCACCGGCGCCUAAAGGGGUUCCGCAAAUUGAAGUCACUUUUGAACUUGACUCCAAUUCAAUCAUGACUAUCAGAGCUUCGGACAAGGGAACUGGCAAAUCAGAAUCCCUUGUAAUCUCAAACGUUAAAGGACGCCUGUCACAAGAGGAAAUUGACCGCAUGGUCGAAGAUGGCGAAAAGUUUGCGGCAGAGGAUCAAUUACAUCGGAAACGAACAGAGGCUCUCAACAAUCUUUCUAAUUUUGUGUACGGCCUAAAGUCACAACUUUCUGAGAAGGAUGGCAUAAGUGCCAAACUUGGCUCUGCAGAUAAACAUGCUCUGCAGGAAAUCGUCCGGGAGGGCAAUGAAUGGAUAGAUGAGUACAGCAAUGAAGCUAGUCUGGAAGAGUUGGAAGAAAAAUUAGCGGACUCUCCUCGUACCCACAAUGAGGAUGAUGAUCACUACUCAGCAGAACACGAUGAACUGUAG